This is a messenger RNA of Cyprinus carpio (common carp), 3061 nucleotides long. RefSeq names its product cytokine receptor family member B15 (gene crfb15). Gene Ontology annotation, molecular function: protein binding. NCBI's taxonomy places the organism in Eukaryota, Metazoa, Chordata, Actinopteri, Cypriniformes, Cyprinidae. The record is from RefSeq and is a predicted model, not a curated record.
AAGCUUCCACCACAGAAUUAAAAAAAAAAAAAUUUUGGUCUGAAUUCUGACAUUUUUUUCUCAGAAUUAUGACAUGAACUCACAAUUCCAAUUGAGUUGUGAGAUUAAAAGUUGCAAUUAGCAUUUGUAAUACAUGGUGGGAGGAAAAAAUUAAAUAGAAUUGUGAGAUGUAAACACUGAAUUGCGAAGAACAAAUUCUGAACUGGGUUCAUAUUUCGCAUUUCUGAUUUAUUUUUCUCAGAAUUGUGAGGGAAAAAAAGUCUAAAUUGUGAGAUAGAAAUUUUGGAAAUGGGCUUCUGUUCUAUACAGAAUGAGAAUUGAUCUAGUGCUUCAUUCAUGUGGUGUUGUUAGUUGUAUUUCCAUUUCCAAGUAACAAAUUAAGAGAAAAGUACAUCCGAUCCACUUUACAGAAAUGUUACAGAAUUGGUGUUAAGUGUUAAUUUAAAAACUAAGAGCUCUAUUAAUCAGAAAUGAAAGGUAGCACGUACUCAGUGUCAUAAUAAUAUAAUGUCUGAUUGAAAAUUUUCAUUUGGUCUUAUUUAUUGUCAUUGACGUCUAUACAUGCUAGCAAACAAUAGCACUGAAAAUCCAUUUUUUACAGAAAUGUGCAAAUUCACAGAAAUACACUUGAGAUGAUGAAAUGAGACAAUUCUGCUUUGCAAUGUUCUUAAACACAUCCGAGUUUGUUUCUGUGUGAUUGAGAUGUUUGUCAUUUUAUAAGACCUUAUGCUUUGUGUGAACAAAUAUAUAGAAAUAAAUGAUCAUAAUGUAUAUGUAUGCACAACCGUUACAACUACGUUUUGCACCUUGGAGAUGAGCAUGUCCAGAGUACCGCAUAUUUAUUUCUGAGAUGUGCUAUUUGAUUCUAACUCUUGUUCUGGAAUCAUACAUUUUAUUUGCAAUCGCAAAAGGACUAUUUUACCAGACAAUGAAAUGUAAUUGUGGUUUUCUUAACUUGCCGCUGCAUUAGUUGAUAAAAAUGAAAAUACAUUUUUGCCACAGUUUGUCUGUUUUAUUAUGGAUUCACUGUGCCACGGUGUAGGCAAAUGAUUGCAUUAUCAUCUAACACACUCAGCGAUAUAUCAACUGAAAAGGUGUUGGUGAAAUUAAAUUUUAGUUAUUAAAAAGAAUGUCAAGCUACCACAUGGCUUUAAAACCAACCUGGUGGCUUAGUGUAAAUAUGUGAAAUGGGUAAUAGAAACUGAAGCAGCUAAUUAAUAUCCUCAAAAGCGCUUGAUGAUUUGAUCAGGGUUGGUUCUGAGCUCUGCAGGUAAGUGUAUCUCCAGGCACAGAAUAUUAUUAGACAUCCAUGUUUUAACAUCUGUCAGGAAUGUAGAUGCAUUGUAGAUCAGCAAACCUGGUGAACAGGUGAUGUGUCUGGACCAAUGGUAUGCCACUACAAAAGUGAAACUAAAACAAACGACAGGUGAUCAGAUUUUCUUAGUAAGAUCUCUAAGAGCUGCGUUUUGGAUUACAUGAAUGCUUCAAACUUCUGUAAUUGAAUGGUGAGAGGAAGCUGUUGAGUCAUAUUGCUCCUGGUUCCUCUUGAACACAUGACAACCAGACACUGAAGUUUAAAAGCUCCCAGCCGCUGCUUGGCCCAUCAGUGAUGUUGUCAGUCAUGUCUGUGAAGCUCAGAGUGUUGGCUUUCAUAUUCUUUGCGACAAAGGAUGUUUACCCCACCUACGCUGAAACGAAACCGGCUGCACCCCAAAAUGUGAAGGUGACCUCCAUCAAUAUGGCUACAGUUGUCGAAUGGACUUCUCCACACAAUACCAUGAGUAACGUGACAUACACAGCAAGAUAUAUUCUGAGGAAAGAAAACGUUUCCAUCUGUGUGAACACCAAAGAGCUGAAAUGUGAUGUAGGAAAACUGCCAUCUGUAUUUGGACGCUAUAUUUUUCAAGUGCGGGCAGAGGAUCAGGGGCUGUUCUCUGAGUGGGUUAAAGCUAAAGAAUUUUUACCAAAUAAGCACACGAUCAUAGGACCCCCUACUGUGCAUCUUGUCAUCCAAAAUAAUACCUUGGAUGUGCAUGUCCGAGCUCCAGUGCUGAAAGUGGGCAAACUAGAAGACCUUUUUUCACAAGUGUCCUACAUCAUCAGAUACUGGACCGAAGGCUUUGAAGAGGAGGCAGUGGAGAAGAAGGUUACUGAAGCCAGUGAAGAUGUUAAACUGAGGGUUAAAGGACUGCAGUCCUGGAACAGAUAUUGUGCUCAGGCAAUGGUGGUUCCCAAAGGCUACAAAAAUGCCAAACAGUUCAGUGCUGCCGUGUGUGUGACCAACACACCUGUGCUCAUCAGCUGUGUGAUUGCUGCCGCCAUCCUUCUUCCUCUGGCAAUCCUGGCCGCCUGGCUGAUCUAUAAAGUGUACAGAUUCCUGUACCCUAAAACCAAACUACCUGAACUUCUCAAGAAUUUAUUUGUACCAACAUUUUGGAAUGCUGAGGCGACCCAACAUUCUGCACACCAGAAAGAACAGCAUGAUAAAAUCAGUGCCAUAUCUGAGGACCAUCUAUAUGAAGAGCUCAGCGAGAAAGCCAAGAUCUCGGAGGACAAGGACUCUGGGUUGACGUCUGUUCUCGCCCCAAUUCAAGAGGUGGAAGAGGACUACAAACUCCUGAUGCACAUGAAAUCUGCACCUGCUUUUUACCCUAACCAUCUCUAUCCGUUAUGCUUCAAAAACUCGCUAUUCACUCAUUUAAACCAACCCUGCUUCACUAGCACUCAGCCUAGUUACUACAACGUAGCAGACACAAGCCCUGAGCUGAGCAACACUAACUGUGUGUGCUGAAGUCCCAACAAGCUGAGAUGAUCUUAUUUACUUAAGAAGGAUCUUAUGAUUUGCUGCAGUAAAUAUACUUAAUAAUUUUAUACGACUAUCCAGUGGUGCAAUGCAUGGCUGUCUGUUGAAUGUAUAUAAUUUCUCACAUUGUUUUCUCAUGCUAUUAACUGAAUGCACUUUCUAAGAAACAUAUCACUGUUUGUCUAUAAUUGGUUGCAUCUUUAUUGUAAAAAAAAGUGUAUUUUUCAUAAAUAAACCGAGUUGUAUUUCUUAUUUGAA